AGGUCGCGAGUUCGAGCCUCGGGUGUUCCACACUUCGAGGUUGGGUAUGACUGGCUGAAGACGGCAAAUAAGUCAGAAAUGACCAUUCCAGUCUCCCUUGUCUUUGUCGGUAAUAGCAUUGUGCAUAAAUAUAUAUAUAUAUAAGGGUGGAGGGGCGUUCACGGAUCGUUCCUACGGAACUCACUCGUUCCGUUGUGUCUCACGGGCUCUCUUUUGAGUCCAACCAGCAGCUGCACAUCGGCGCAUGCUAUAUAACAGAAUGGCAUUGCCGAAAAAGACAAGGGAAAGUGGUCGUAAUGCGACUAAAUCGCCACAAGAUAGUUAUGUCCACUGUUUCUCCAUGGCAGCUUGUCUUCGUCUACCGUCAAUUCUUCCUCACUCCCUCACGUUCUCUGUCGCCUUCGGUUCCUGCCUUCUCGUCACUUUCUUUCCAUACUCUGUUCUUUCAGCGGUAAUGGAAGACUAAGGUCACCUGGAAAUCUAAGACGUCCUUGAAUUGCUGUUGUAUAAGAACUGGAAGUCUUUUCAAACUAGAUAAGGCUGCUUUUUGACAAUAUUGGACCAGACACAGUGGUCAAGUGCGCAAUAUUUUCAUAGAUCCUUCCAACGGACGGCAUGUUUGGCUGCAAAAUGAUUCCAUCCUAGGGCUGCCAGUGCAUGUUCAUCCCGACAAUUUCAACCCAACUUCUGAUUUGGCCGUGUAUACGGAGAUGUUUUCACUCGGAUGCGGAUAUACUAAGCCCUCCUCCCUCCCUGAACAACAGCCGACUGCCCCUGGUCAAAUAAAAUCUUGUGGUGGGGAUCGGCCGACUGCAGUUAUUGGAGACCAUGGCACCAGUCUGGAAAACGAUGCCUUAAGUACUGGCGUCCCUGCUACUGACGCGGUUUUAUCAAUGAUUUUAGUUCGGUUGCCCAGUUACACUGUUUUAACUGCUUUUCCUUUUCGUCCUUUUUUCAACCUUUUCACUUUUUCCUCAGUGCAAACGACUCAGUCUUUGGCAUAUCUGAAGAUGGAGCGAAAUCAGACGACGAAAGUCUCUCACUGAGUGUCGAGGACCUUUUCCAGUUGCACCAGCGUACCGAGUCGUCCUCAACUGAGGCCUCCAAGGAACAUCAAAGUCGCCCUGCAUCGGGACAAUCUCUAGGAGCUAACAGGUCGGCAAGAGUGGUGUCGGCCCAGGAUACUACUUCUGUCAUUUCCUCACCCUCGAGGGGGACUGGUCGAAGUGAAACACCGGUGAGGGCGGCUGCUACCACCAAAGCACCUUCACCGGCACCAACAGCCCCGUCGGCAGCCACUACCCUCUCGUCCACAUCCGCCAUUGUAGGGCCCACCUUCAAGGGCGAGAUCCUGCGCGGGCGCUGCCAGUUGAUUUCAAUUGUGCGGACCACGCCGGGCUGGUUCGUGGUGACCCGGACCGCUAUUCACUUUCUACAGAAUCACUCAGAGGCCGUUGUCUCAGACCUGGCACCUGAAUCCGGUCUGUUCCCCUUUAUGACAAUCAUUCUUUUCGCUGAUACCCUCGUGGGUGGAAUUUUACACUCUGGUAGCUCUAAUUUGGCUGGUUUUGAGACAGCUACAACACCAGACGCGUCGGUGCUUUUCGACUUAAGGUAGGACACUUUUCACGGCCCAUUGCUCCCCUCUUACCUAUGUCUACUCACCGUGGCUUCCUUCGAUGGCUUUCACGGCGUCCCUUUCCUUGCGUCGCCUCGGCAAUUGCAAGAUUACUCUUUCGGCGAAUUCACCUUACGGACAGCAUUAAAAUUCGUCUGCUAACCACUCUUACUCACCGUGGCCUGGUGAGGGUUGGCUCUCGACACCUCAGAGUGGCAGUGGGCAGCAGUCUGCCCGCACUCUCGCGAUUAACAUGUCAGUGACUGACGGUGGUCAGAUAUGUCUACCGCGGACUUGCUGCUGGUGUGAAAUGCGUCUCGAGCCUAAGCGCGUCUUGUCAACUGUCAGCGGAUUAGCAUGCAAGACCAACAUAGGCAGCUCGUUGCUUAGCCCUUUAUCCCAACAACGAGAGGAAAAGAACUUCUGGGCAUGGUCUUGCUUUUUUCAAUGCUAUCGGCUUUUGCAAUUUUCAUGUAUAUGAAUUUCACUAUACAUGUCCUUAUUAAUUAAACCAGGAAAGAUCUUUGUGUUCGACUUUUCAGAUACGCAGCAAAGUAUAAGUUGUCCUUAUUUGCGAUGGCGCCCUAAUCAUUGCGGACUUGACUGAUUCAGGUGAUUUAAAACGCCUAGCUUCCUUACGGUUCACCAUUCUGCUCUAAUUCAGACAACUCUGCUUUCCUCUUCACUGGUCCGAAAAGUGACUGCAAAGAUUAUUAGGGUAGACGCAAGCACGUUAGAAGGACUUGAGCCAUAUUUGCACAUGUCCUCAGAACUACUUUACCGUAUCUUUUUUCCUUCCAUCAAGGCUACAAUCACCACUUUCAGUAGUACCUUUGUUGUUGGCCUCCAACCCAGUGAAAUCUAAUGCUGAAAGGGAUAUUGCCAGUGGCUGCCGCUAAUUAGCUUUUAAUUGAACUUCAAUCCUGUAGGACGGCAUCGAUCUUUCGAUGGCAAUUCCGACUUUUCAAUGGUUCUUAACCUGAGCGAUUUACGGGAGAUUCACCUCUGCCGGUAUAAUCUGCGUCGCUCCGCGUUGGAGAUCGUCAUGGUCGAUCACUCCAAUUACCUUUUCAACUUUAAACCACGUGUAAGUUGAUGUCCCUGCCGCAUACCCAAUUUAUGCCUCUACUCAUCUUGUUAAGUAAUAUCCACAUUCUCUCCCCCUCCCCAAAAUUAAAGGUCCGCCAAUCCUUCAGUCAAUGUUUAUGUGCCUCUUUCCUUUCCCUCCAAGGUCCGAAACCGAGUCUAUGGCAACAUAAUGAGCCUGAACCUUCCGCAGCUGCUGUACCGCAAGGGUCGUAGUCCUGCUGAGGUGUUCAAGUACUCUGGCUUGAAGGAGGCAAGUCAGCACCUUCGUACCUCUUUCCUUGCGCAGUUUUCCAACAGUGCGAGGAUUAUUUUUUGUCCUCUGUGACCAGCCUCGACCUGAUCCCCUCUCCCGAUAACCGCCAGGUUCCACCAACAAGGUACGCUGAGGUGUGUGGAGAUGAGCAUGAACUCAGGGGCUGGCCUGGCCUGGCGUAAGGUUUCGUUUAUGCUCGUCAAAUACGCCGACCCCUCAACCCGCACUAAUGGGGAGGCCUAUUAUAGAAUGAGGCAGGAGAGGCUCGAUGGCCAUCCGGCCCCCGUAAACGCCCUGUCAUUGCCCCUCCCCCUGGUUGCCGAGCAAAAUUGUACGCACGCGCUCAAAGGGCGGUAAAACACGCAUAGUCUCAAAUUAUUGGUCUUCCCCUCCCCGUGUCACAACCGCGACAGAGUGUUAGGUUGUAAAGACUAUGGAAAAACGAUCUCUGGAAUAGUAGGUGUAUUAUUCUGAGCUUUCGGUAUCGUAGAUGAGGCCAUCGUCAGAGGCUCUGAGAAUGCGACACCAAAUGAGCAGUUUUUUAGUCAAGCCAUGACGGGGGGGUAUGAGUGCAGAGGGUGGUAUUCGCGGCAAGCCGAGUCCCACGCCGUCCCACGGGGGCGUGACUGCGUGCACCUUUGGUUGGAAGUGGGGUCUCGCCUCUUGGUCGAGGGAAUGGAGCCCGUGAUAGCAGGGGGUAUGUCAACGUGUCUGUUGAUAGAGUUGGUGUCAGACGCCCAGGCCUCCAACAGUUCUCGCCCUGUCUUAUUGCUGGCCCGCGCUACUAUCCGCGUGCUCGCGAAGUUGAAUUCGUGGCCUUCCUCCAGGGUGUGAAUGGCUAUCUGAAACAAGGGGUCGCCUCUCCGGACCGCGCGUUUAUGCUCCGUUAUUCUUGAGCUAAGUCGUCGUUCGGUCUGUCCUGUGUAGUGGCGAGGGCAGUCCCGACAUGUGAUCUGAUAAGAACUGCUCAUUUGGUGCCGCAUUCUCACAGUCUCUGACGAUGGCCUCCUGUACAAGACCGAAAGCUCAGACUAAUACACCUACUAUUCCAGCGAUCGUUUGUUCAUCAUCUUCAUACCACGAACCUGGGAUUCGCAUAUGCGUCUCCAUCCGUGAAAGUUGUAGGUGUAUACGGUGAAAACAGAAAAGUGUGAUCGCUAUUGGUUGUGAAUUUACUUUAUAUCAGAUUCAGCACAUUGGCGUCUUCCCACCGCUUUAACAACCUGGCAAUUAUUCUUUCCCAGGCGUCUCCAAUCUUUUCCGUCAUUUUCCCUUAUCUUCGGUCCAGGCAUCUGCGAGAAAACCUGACCACUGAGCCUCAUGCUCAAACCUAUAUGCUUCCUAUUCAGUCUGCAGCCAUUUAUGCUCCUUUCGCCGAAAUUUAUAGAACCAUAGUAAACGCGGGGCUGACAGCCGAACCAGCAGCAGAGUCACCCUGACCUCCCUGCCGCCCGCCCGUCGCGUCUAAAUUGGCCUCUGUCUCUAGGUUUACAAUCUGAGAGUAGUUAAGUCUUUUUGGCUAAAAAAUUGGACAAGGAGGAAGGGGCCAGAGUUAAUUAUAACUGACACUUAGUAUUUGAGCUUCUGGGAGAUAAAUGCGGCACCAGCGACCGAGGUAUAUGGAGUAUAUAUGAACAAGAAGUCACGAAAUUUUACGACGUCAUUAAAUUUCGCAUGUUUCGUCGCCGUUGCCUUGUUAAGAUCUAUUCAGGGAAAAAGGUGCUUUGAAAAUGUGAAUGUUCAUUGGAGUCGCGCCAAAAAUGCAAUUUUUGAUCAAGAAGGGAAUGUGUGAGGUCUGCGUCCUGCGGAGAUAGAGCAGAACUGUUUGCAUGCAGAAGCUCGUGCUUAUUACCUCGAACAAUGACCACUCCAGCAGUCUGACACCAUCUUCUGCAAGUCUGGGUAUAAACAGCCCCACAUGCAUGGAGCGUAUUGUAUCUCACAUAAACCAUAACUGACGCAAAGACAAAUAACGGACUGUUUGUCGACAGUAUGUUGGUUUCGAAAUAGUUCUGCCAUACCUUUGUUGGAUUAUUUUUGUUGCCCAAAUACACACCUUCCGUAGCUUGUUAGCAGCCACAAAAUUCAAUCCCAAGAUCCAUCCUUAUCGGGAUUGCGAGCUUUAGUUUUCGUAAUUUUGCCUCUAGAGCUUAAGCGGAACUCGUAUCCGCCUACUUUACGGGAUCUGGCAUAGCAACUUCUGCGUAUAACCAACUUCAAUACGCAGUACGCUCCGAAGCUCGGUCGUAGUCUUUUAAUCCACUUCUAAGUGAGGCUGCACAACUGAUUUACGUGGAACGUUAGCCCAAGUCGCUUCAGACACGACAGGAUUUGGGCUUUCUGAAUGGUUGAUUUAUAGCUGCAACGUCGGGAGGGGAACGUUGGAGAAGAACAGAGCAAUCUGCUGUGAUCCUAGAUUCCACGGCAAAAACCAGGUGCUGGGAACAGUUGACGUCCUACCAACGCCCACUAGUUCUCACGAAAGGGCUUUAAUCACCUCACCUCUCUGUCUAAUCGGUACUUUUACCCCAUAUUUCUCCAUCAUGAGCGGCGGACGGCCAUGACUGCUCCGGAUAGGGCACAGUGGCCACUACGUAUGAAAUUGUGACAAAUCGCACUUACGCUGUACCUGCGUGACUUCGCCCUCCUCACGUCUACCAUGUUCCCAGUACAAAGCGAGGUCAAGACCACAGGAGGUGAAUAUGGGCGAAAUGACUGACGAAAGUGAAUAGUUUAUAUGCGCGCUCCGCACACAACCUUUCCCUGACCGCACACCUUCCAGACUUCAAUCGGGGGAUCUCGAGCCUCAUAAUUGGAAGGGUGCUAUAAAGGCCACACUAAGAAGGUUCCAUUCCAAUCGCCUCAUUGUAAAGGAAGACAGAGCUUUCCUGGCAGAUGGCAGCCCUUCAAGUCACCACUGCUGCUAUUACCAGUGAUGAUGGUGAUGAUAGCGUUGUUGUUAAUUGUGAUGAGAUUGCUUCGCCUCGGAACCUGAAGGGAUUUAGGAGGAUGUUACGCCUCCAUUAGCUUCUCACGUCCGUGCUAGACAAGUGCCAACCAUUGCUUCACUGUAACGUCCCAAGACGCAUGUGCAGGCAUGUGCCCUGCCAAAUGACCCUUUCUUCCUUACUGACAGUUACUUCGUUCUGUCUAAUCUCUGGGUUGCAUACCAGUGGAGAAAAAUGUCAGAGGGAGGAGCAUUUGGCAGCGUGGAGCGAACAUAAACAAUUUACGCCCAUUUUUCCUCUAUUCACAUUCCCAUUCCUCUAUCCUGGGUGGUGUUUCGUCCUUUCCUCCCCCAUUCUUCCUUCAUCACCACCCCCUCCCAUCAACGUGACAGACUACAAUAAAUGUUAAUUCGGUUGUGAGAAGUGACCUUCGUGCGCCGUGGCUUGGGAGGUUUUCUGGUUGGGGGCAUCAAUUACGAGCAAGUUGCUUUUUAGGGUGUGUCUACGCGUGCGUUUGCGCAGUCGAGCAAUUAUAAACUCGAGAAAGCUAUAUCUCCCACCUUCCAACUUCGCGUUGGCCCUUCAGACGUACUCCCUGAUCACCUGCCUGCCUCACACCACUCCUACCGUUUUUAAUUUUUUUCCUUCAUUGUUCCUUCCAGCGAUGGGCAAAUCGGGAGAUCUCGAACUUCGAAUACCUCAUGCGUUUGAACACAAUCGCUGGUCGGACUUAUAGUGACCUCAGUCAGUACCCCGUGGUGAGAUUCCAAUGCUGCAAUCUUCUCAAUUCACUUCGUUUUACGUAAAAAUGCCUUGCGUUUUAGGCAACCGUUUAAAUAUGUCGUGUGCAAAUCGCGUAAUCAUGUACUUUUAUGAAUUUAAUUUCCGAAGCUGUUGAGUAGACAAUAGUGUGGUGCUUCCAGUUCAUCCCUCCUACCUACAGAAAAUGUUACAUGUGCACAACCCAGCGAACAAGUCAAGGUUAACUAAUGGAGGGACCGCAAUUUCUAAUUUUUUCAUUGUGACUUCGACAAGGAUGCCAGAUUUAGAUGACCGCACAGGAGCUCUUUUCAGUUGUUGGUACUGUUCGUGGGCGAAUGAAAAGUUCGGAUACGCAGAUAACCGUUCUUUUUUUAAAUAUUCGUUCCACCUGCUCCUUGAAAACUCAGAAUUUCCUAAGCUUAUAAUGAGCAUCAGUUAUGAACGCUCCUAGCAUUCCUUAACCAUAAGGCGACGCAAUGUAAUACAACAGGCGGAUUUCGGUUUGGUUUCGCUCGAACAGGAAUUAUGACUAGAUCGCAGUUGAUAGCCAGGAAUGGGAAAACGGACGGCGACCUUAACCCUUCAUCCUAAACUUAACCCUAACCCCUACCUUUAACGUUAACCGUUAACCCUAACGGCAACCCUAAUCCUAACCGAAAUCAUAAACGUAACCGUAGCCCUUAGACAUAACCGUAACUGGAAAACCUAACCGUAAUACUGAAACCUAACCGUACGCCCUAAUCCCAACCUCAAACGUAAAACAGAAGCAAAAUGGGUCCGAUGUGAUAAUGGAGCCGCACAAAAUAGCCCCGGUAAACAAACCCCCCAGCCACCUGCAAUACGAGGCCUGGCUACCAACUGCGAUCUAGCCGGAAUUUAUAUUUUUUUCUCAAAAAGAAGUUGACAAAAACUCAUUUUAGUGGAUGUUCUCGCCCGGCGCACAUCAGUUCACUUCGAAGAAACGCAUGCGGUAGUCAUUCUGCACUAUGAGCACAAUCGCCCUUUUUUGACAAUCGGAGUGUUGUCCUGGUGCUGAUUUGAUCUGCGUGGAGCAGGAGCUGUCUCCCCAGUUAUGUUGCUGAGGGCGUACACUGAUAACCCUUGGCAACCUUGACGGUUUAGAAACCUUGGGCAACCAUUUAGUUCCGUCGAGAUGCAAGACACUCUCUCUGGUUUCAAACAAGUCCAUUCAACCAUCAGAAGGAUCUAACCUUCUCGAUUAUGCUUAUUUCUAUCUUUUGGUUAUUUCUGUCUCACAUGGCACUGCUGACUUGCACUCUACGAUGAGAUACUUGGUGUGCCGUGUUUUUGCCGGAUUGAUGUGUCUUAUCACAGUUCAUACCGCGGGCCGCUAAGAACCGAGGCACUACCAACCUAACCACUUUCGCCAACUUAUGCUUAGGGCAUUGCUUAUGUAGACUGGCAUCCGUCUACUCGGGAUUAUGCACUUAUCUCAGCGCAUUCGGUAUGAAUUUCUAGUUAUCCGGGUAGCCCAUCUUUAUGCCUUCCGGCGGUGACACUACCUAUCUAGGUUGUCUUACCAUGUCUAAUAACUGGCUCUAUUUGACGAAACUAGCAUAUGGUCCCAUACGGCUUCAGACACCAAGCAGAACUCCGACCAUCUCCUGUGUGUAUUCUGACAAAGCCAUCUUAAGUGUUCUAGGAGAGUCACAAACGUUUUUCUGAUAAGGAUUAGAUUGUAUUUGACAUUUUCCUAAAAACAACAGCAAUCAUUUACUGCCUCUCGCUCUCAGUGUGAGUCGUUCUUCUGUCUGUCCGAAUUCCUCAUUGGGCCUUAACCGUCAUGGUUGGCGGAAUUUGAACCUUCACGACUGGGAGUUAAGUCCUCAGCCAAUCAUGAUUUCUUGACCGAGAAACACUCCCACCUUUCCCUAUCCCCUGUGUGCUCUGUGGUAGUCCUGGAUAACAAAUAUGAAGCGACGUUCCCUACGUCCUAAUUCUGUAUUCAAACUCUUUUUACACCACCAAGUUCCCUUGGAUUUUGGCCGACUACACGUCUAAACGUCUGGAUCUGGAUGACGAGUGCACAUUCCGCGAUCUAUCCCGGCCCAUCGGUCUAGUGAACCCCGACAAUAUACCCAUUGUUCGCGAAAAGUGAGUCCUCCUAUCUAUGAAAGCUGUUCUGCAUUGUUCGGAAGUCGGCUUUCGCUAGGCUGUGUUGAGGUUGGGGUAUGUAGCCCAGCUGUGUCUGCGUUUUUCUUGCUUGUAUUUGGAACUAAGGGCUCUUUUUGUACCUACUGGUGUCCUAAAGACGCCAUGCUCAUCCAGCCCGACACUGGUCGGUGGCACACGGUAAAUGCCCAUAUUGCCUAAUGACUGUACAUAAGUGCAGCCGUGCCUUAAUGGAGAAUCAGGAGCUCCGCCUGUAGCCCUCGGACACACGCCUACAUCGCGUCAUCCUUGCUUUAAAUUGCUUCUCCGGUGAUCAAGACGCAUGAGCAGUUUCCGAGAAACAGACGGUCAACUUUGGAUUAGCCCAUCUAUGCGGAGGGAAAUGCAUAGAUCAUAGACCCGACUGUUAUUCGCCGGACAUUGUGAUAACUUUGCUUGCCAUAGUUUACAGGUGAAAUGAGGACAUACGUUAGAGCCAGUUCAUGAGGGGGGUACUAACAAUUAUGUUUUUGUCCGUAGUUUCUACCCGAAGUGAUUAAACUUCUAUCUCUUGACAUAUGAUGACUUCAGGUACGGUCAUGUCGUAUGAACACUAAUCACUUUCCCAGUAGAGAUAUUUCUGUUAUUACUGAUGUGUCCCCGAGUAGGAACUACCUUAAUCCCUUUUCGGUCUGACACCGGGAGUAAUUCAAAAACGCAUGAAGCUUCUUUGUUCCAGCCUUUAUUAUCCAGACGUCGCAUUGUGACAAGACAUUCUCCUCAAUAGAAUUUGCCGCUAAAUUGGCGGAACUUGUUUACACAAUGGUGUACGAUUUGCCCGCCAUAAUAAAGUUUCCAUCGAGGCCUUUAGCGAUUAUUGUGACUGUUUUGAUUGUAAUCCUUCUCUGCAAAUGACGGUGGUCUCCUAUAUGUGGCUUGAAUAAAGUAGUAUUUAGAAAAUAAACCGGCGGCAAUGGAGCAUCUACGUACUAUAAGCUCAUUAUUCCAUGUAUCCCCCCUGGCUUUCGAUUUCGGCCUAUAUUCUGUGAACUUAGGUCAUGCGGUCCUGAUGUAGUUCCACGAAUUUGGCAUGAAGAGCCUCAAGACGCGGGUGCUGGAACUUACAAGCCUUACUUUGAACAUCAGUUAAAAGCGAAUAGUUCGGGCUUUUAAGAUGUGGGAGUUGGGUUGCACCUCUCUUCUGUCUUGAAGCUUGUUCUACGGCAACUACUUUCGGACCAUCUCGGUUGUAGUUUUUUUCGAUGCAGGAAAGGACGUAAGUCUGUAGGAGCUUGUUCAGAUUUUCUCCUGCUCCCAUCCGAUGCCCUUAUUCUACGCACCUGGGGCCGCGUAGCCUAGCGUCUACAAUGCCGAUGGCCGGUUGACUGUGUGGGUGUUUAUGCCUUCCGGGGACUUCAUCUACAAUAAAGUCGAUGUUGUGUCUAUCUGUUCUGCUGUUGCAGACAUUAUAGACGAUGCAAGCCCUCUUGUUCGUCAAUGGUAUUUUUCGACCUAUCUUACUUCUUCCCAUCAACGUUUUAGUUUGGACUGAGGACUGGAUCCUACUCCCCUUCUUAUUCCCUUCCUCCUUCCUCACCCUCUUCUUCUUCCUCCUCCUCUUCCUCUAUCCCCCCUUCUUCCUUUUCUUCAUCCCCUUCUUCCUUAUCUUCUUCUUCCUCUUUUUCUUAACGCCUAUGUUUUGAGCCGUAUUAUCGCUAACCUUGAGUUUCUUGGUCACCGCCCCCCCAUAUCCCAGGCUGGUCACCUCUACAGCCUAAUCUUGAUACAGCCUCAUCUUGACGGGCUGGGCGCUUGUGACUCUUAGCUUUCUUCCUGAUCCUGGGUUUCAUUUUACAUGUUCUGGUUCUUCCCACCUUAUUUCGGCACUGACAAUUGUUGACCGGGUACUUCCAACUGUGUCUGGAUGUCUGCAGCUGGCAAACUGGCAGGGGGUUCGGCUCUGAUCUCCUCUCCCCUGGCUUCCAUAGCGAAGAGCGUCUUCUACUCAUUCUUCUCUUCCAGUAAUUAUUUCCCCUCAGCGUCAGUUUUUACCUAAAGAUGCUCAGAAAGAUUGCAUGGCAAUUAUCAAACCUGUGUUAACAUGAACUGAAGUCUAGGUAUUUGGAUGACAUGCUGUGAUAGCAGCCGCUGCCGUUUAUGAUCACGAGCAUAAGGCAUUAGGAAGUCUACCCGGCCCUGGAUAAACCUGGUUGAACGUGACCCGCAGAAUAUCAGGCCCGUGAAAUGGCGUGGUGGGGAAAAGCUUCCUUUCAAUUCGUGGACUCAAAGGUGAAUGUCUUCACCGACCAGUCCGUGGCACCAUUUUAGGAUUUCAAGACUAUGCCCUGCAGAGGGUGGAACCCUGUUUAAUCCCGACAAUAUUCGUUGCGUUGUAGAGAGGCUUUGAUUUAGGGUCUCUUCAAAGUUACCAAUUCUUCAGGCCAAUAUCCAGUCACGCCUGGAGGUGCUGCCGUCACAUGGUGCGGAAUCGCUUACUCGUUUCAUCCCGGGAGGACCUGCUUAUACCACAGCCAGCUCUCGCUGAAGGGUCUUCUAUUGUGCGCCAUUUGCGGACGCGGGCUGUAGCUUCGGGUGUAGCAUGCCUCUGUUCUGUAGUAGAGCACAUUUCACCCCAACUAAUUGGACCACAAGUUGUGUCAACUGUUUUUUUUUCAGCUUGCCUGUUGAAGAGUCGAAUCAAGUCGCCAUUCCGUUCAAUUGGGCCGAUAAUUGUCUCAAGCAGGACUUCAUGAAGACGAAACUGAAAGGGUCAUCCGCACUUUGGGGUAGACGGCGAGAUUUCCUGCCGUCUGUUACUUCAGUCAAGUGGUCUGUCUGGACUAUGCUUGCUCCAAGGCGCGCUUAUCGUUCAGCCGCGAGAGCUCACGAAAGUGGGAUGUGUUCUGUGACGCAACCACUGAGACAGAAAAGCAAGGUUAGAUUGUAUCACGACGGGCGCUUGACAGGUCGAAGGAACGGGAAAAUAGCCUUGGCGUCGAUUCAUAAUUUGGUCCUUUCUGACUACCUCAAAUAUGUCUCUUAACUCUUUUUACGCACUUCAGAUAACAGGCCCAGUCUCUUGAUCGAGCUCGAGAGAGACUAAGUCUCGUUGCCGCAUGCACUAUCUACGUACAAUCUCUGGGUUUUGUGACCUGAACAGUUACGAGUGGAAGAUGAAGAUGCGAUCACUGGGAUAAGAAGUUUAUUUGCCUGACGUUUCGGAUUCUCACUCGAACCCAUCAUCAGAGACAUUCGCAGAUAGAGGUGAAGGUGGCACCAGGAGUGCAGUAUUUAUAGCACGUGGCUGCCGUGGGACCGUAUGCGCACUGCAAUUAACAGUUCUCACAAUCGCCGCUGAACUGCUACCUGGGACUCGCCUGUUCGCUUCUAUCAGCAAUUACGAGUGGUUUUAGAAGGUCGAGACGGUUAUUUCCCUAGAGCUAGUCGGUUGUUGUAAACAGCCUUUCUUAGUGGGGUUUUUUAAUAUAAAACCUGGGUAAGCCCACUAUCUACUUGCUUAGGUACAACCAUUUGAUCGCAUUUGCCAAGGGCUCUGUUUUGAAUGCAUGAACUCCCAAUGCUGGCCUCCCUUCACUAAGGGAUUAUUGGUAGCAUUGUACCGUUUUUAUACUUCGAUCCGCUCUCUGCACUAGUCAGAUCCGUUCUAAAUCGAAGCCCAUGUGCAUGCUGUAGAAGUAAAUCUAUUUUUCCGGAGGAUUCACCCGAUGGGCAGGACUGCAGCACCUUAGAGCUCCAUUUGCCGAUCGACGUACCAAAAACAAAUGAAUCGUUUGUUGCUUAAGCACACCUUUUGGGCUCAUUUCUCUUAUCACCUUUUUUCUGCUUUCACUCGCACUCCCACUCGUCCCCAGGUAUGAGUCCUUUGAGGAUCCCAGU
Molecule: messenger RNA, 12679 nt
Organism: Spirometra erinaceieuropaei
Lineage: Eukaryota; Metazoa; Platyhelminthes; Cestoda; Diphyllobothriidea; Diphyllobothriidae
Source: the annotation of a GenBank genome assembly